Alternaria ethzedia is the source of this 1242-nucleotide messenger RNA. RefSeq lists its product as uncharacterized. Gene Ontology annotation, biological process: amino acid transmembrane transport. The transcript has 4 exons. The record is from RefSeq and is a predicted model, not a curated record. Gene Ontology annotation, molecular function: amino acid transmembrane transporter activity. Lineage: Eukaryota; Fungi; Ascomycota; Dothideomycetes; Pleosporales; Pleosporaceae. Gene Ontology annotation, cellular component: vacuolar membrane. The coding region runs from base 1 to 1242 and encodes 413 amino acids.
AUGCUGGACGAGAAGGCCGACAAGAGCAGCAACAAGAAUGAACGAAGUGACAUCCUCGAUGUUGCAGGACAGGCUAGUUCAGGCAACAAGCUGAACAAAUCGCAGGCGUCGCUGAUCUACAUCACGAAUCAGUUCUUCAGGAGAUACCCUUCGGUCUUGAGUUGCGUCGACUGUUUCAGGAUUAUCGGCGGUACCUCUCUGUCCACGAUCGUCGGCAUUGGCUUCGUGCUCAACCAGCUCUUUGCUUGCUCAUCUGCCGUCAUCACAAUGAGCAUCGCGCUUAACAGCAUCUCGGAGCAUGCCAUGUGCACCAUCUUGUUCAUUCUGGUUCCUACUAUCUUUUCUUACGUUCUGUGUAUGCCCAGACGCAUGCAGUUCCUGGCGGAUUUUGGCAUUCCCUGCACCAUCUCAAUCCUUGCUGCGACUAUCAUCGUUAUGGUUGCACUUGGUAUCGCUGGACCUAACGGUGCGCCACCAGGAUGGGAGAAAGAGAUUGUGCUAGUUGGUCAUCCUUCCUUCGCACAAGGUUUUACCUCCGUUCUUAAUAUCGCUUUCGCAUAUGCCGGCAAUCAGGCGUUCGUUACCGUGAUGGCAGAGAUGCAAGACCCGUCAAAAGACUUUAUGCCUUCCGUGUUCAUUCUACAGGGCUUCGCAAUUCCCAUGUACACGAUCGUUGGAACGGUCGUCUAUGUAUUGGCUGGAGAAUACACAACCAGUCCGGCGCUCGGCGCAGCACCUAUGAUGAUAGCUAAGAUCGCGUAUGGUCUUCUCCUACCUACGCUACUUGGAACAUCGCUGGUGUUUGGCCAUACAUCGAUCAAAUACAUGUUCAUCGAGGGGCUACGCUUCAUGGGCAGAGAGCGCGAGUACAGCCAAAACACCAGGCAGACCUGGGUAAUGUGGCUCGGUAUCGGCGCCGCCUUCUGGACUCUUGUAUUCUUUCUCGCAAAUGCGAUACCACUUUUCCAUUCCAUCCUGUCGGUAUCGGCCGCACUCUUCGUCUCUUGGUUUACCUUUGGGAUAUCGGGAGUCAUGUGGCUCUACCUCAACUGGGACGUUCAGUUCCGCGAUUGGAAGAAGACGUGUCUGGCUGUUCUAAACUGGACGAUAAUCGCAUUGACUUUGUUUGCGAACGGUGUCGGUCUGUGGGCUUCAAUUGAGCAGCUCGUAGCUGCGUACCAUAAUCCUCUCGUUCCUGUCGAAGGCUCGUUCACAUGUGCUGAUAAUAGCGUUUGGGGGUAG